Messenger RNA from Gadus chalcogrammus (walleye pollock), 3875 nucleotides. It is a transcript of the gene gaa, whose product is annotated as alpha glucosidase. Gene Ontology annotation, biological process: glycogen catabolic process; lysosome organization. The record is from RefSeq and is a predicted model, not a curated record. The transcript has 20 exons. Gene Ontology annotation, molecular function: carbohydrate binding; alpha-1,4-glucosidase activity. Gene Ontology annotation, cellular component: lysosomal membrane. Lineage: Eukaryota; Metazoa; Chordata; Actinopteri; Gadiformes; Gadidae. Bases 445 to 3273 code for a protein of 942 amino acids.
UCCAGAAGCAAUAGGAUUUAUGACAAUUUUAGGCACAGUACUGUUCCUUAUUUAAGUUUGCAACUGAAGUAUUUCCAUCUAUUUAAACUGUCGCUAAACAUACCAAAACCUUUGGGUGUUUCGCGGAAUAUGUACACUGUCCUAUCGGGCUUUCCGUAGUCUAAAGACUACAAACCAAAACAAACUGAGGCAAGGGGGUACAACAGAAAGUUAGCCUUUAAUUGUGAAUGCAGACUGAAGCGAAUGCAUUGAACCGGUUUAUGAUAUAAAAGCCAAUAAUCUUGUAUGAAGAACUAUAAUUGCCUCUUAUAUGAUAUUUCGUACCUCUAUUCGCAACUAAACUCGACUCCCUUGAGUUCGUUUGUAGUUACUUCUAACGCCUGUUACCUUCAUUAUAAACAGGGCUACAGUGAAUAACGGUCACCUCUAGUUUCAUAGUAACUGAUGGUGCGGACAGGUCAUCUGAUGGCAGAUUUGUCUGGUGCGGCGGUCCUCUCAGCUGGGCUCCUCUUCAUCUCUGCUUUAUUGACCUGUCUGUACGUCAGCCAUGUGUCUGAUUAUGAUACGAUCAAAAUCCGCUCUGAGGAACCCGUGGGACGUCCUCCAGCAUCUGUGAACCUUCUAGAAAAAGUUCGGAACAUCUUCGUGAAAAUAUGGACGGAUCAAGCGGGAAUAACCCAACAACCAUCGGACGCUGGUUCUUCCAAGUGUCUCAUGAACCUGGACAGCAGAUUCGACUGCUCCAGAGACCGAGUACUGACUCGGAGUGAGUGUCAGGAACGAGGGUGUUGCUAUGCCCCUCUGGCGCUCACCUCUGGCCCUCCUUGGUGCUACUAUCCUCGGUCAUAUAGCGGCUACAAGAUGGGUCCGCUCAGCCCCACCAAGAGAGGCCGGGGUGCCACUCUGGUACGACCGACUCCCUCCUACCUCCCCAGGGACAUAACCACACUGCGCCUGGAGGUAAUAGAGGAGACGCCGAACUGCUUCCAUCUCACAUUGAAGGACCCCUCGUCGAAGCGAUAUGAAGUUCCUCUGCCUCCUGGUAACUUUGGUGGGCUGAAGACCGACCACGACUCUCUCUAUACAGCCGAGUUCCAGCCAGACCCUUUUGGCUUCAUCAUUCAACGUAAAUCCAAUGGCCGGGUAAUCCUGAACACCACCGUGGCUCCGCUGCUGUUCUCGGACCAGUACCUGCAGCUCUCCACCUCCCUGGCCUCCCCGGUGCUGUCCGGCCUGGGGGAGCACUACACCCUGCUGGGCCUGGACCUCAACUGGACCAGCCUCACCUUCUGGAACAGGGACAUGGCGCCUCAUGCUAAUGCUAAUAUGUAUGGGUCCCACCCGUUCUACCUGGUCCAAGAGGAGGACGGCCUAGCGCACGGCGUCUUCCUGCUCAACAGCAAUGCCAUGGAGGUGGCCCUGCAGCCCACGCCUGCCCUCACCUGGGUGUCAGUUGGAGGGAUCCUGGACCUGUACGUCUUUCUGGGCCCCGACCCCCAGAGUGUGGUACGACAGUACCUGCAGGUUGUUGGCUACCCUAUGAUGCCUCCUUAUUGGUCGCUGGGCUUCCACCUGUGUCGUUGGGGCUAUCACACCUCCAACGAGACCCGAUCCGUGGUACAGCGCAUGCACAUGCACAAUUUCCCACUGGAUGUGCAGUGGAAUGACCUGGACUACGCAGACAAGCGCCGGGUGUUCACCUUUGACCCCCAGAGAUUCGGGGAUUUACCAGACAUGGUGGAGGAGUUCCAUCAGAGAGGGAUGAAGUAUAUUCUCAUACUGGAUCCUGGUAUCAGCAGCACCAGUCCUAAAGGGACGUACCUUCCUUAUGAGGAUGGACAGAGGAGAGGGGUCUUCAUUAGGAAUGCUACGGGACACACCCUCAUCGGGAAGGUGUGGCCGGGCCGGACUGCCUUCCCCGACUUCACAAACCCGGAGACUAUCCUCUGGUGGAGAGACUGCAUCCAAAGUUUCCACUCUACCGUCAAACUAGAUGGGCUGUGGAUCGACAUGAACGAACCAGCCAAUUUUGUGCAGGGUUCAGUGGACGGCUGUCCAGACAGUGACCUGGAAGCUCCACCCUAUACACCAAAGGGUGUCAUCGGAGGCCAGCUGAACGUGGGCACCCUCUGCAUGUCUGCGCAGCAGAACCUGUCCACCCACUACAACCUGCACAAUCUGUACGGAUUGACAGAGGCCAGCGCCACCUACAGAGCUCUGUUGGAGGUCAGGGGGAAGCGGCCCUUCGUCCUCUCCCGCUCCUCCUUUCCGGGCAUCGGACGCUUCUCCGGGGUGUGGACCGGGGACGUCCGGAGCGACUGGGAGCAGCUGCGGUACUCCGUUCCUGCUGUGCUGCAGCUGGGCCUGUCGGGCAUGGCGUUGGCGGGGGCUGAUGUGUGUGGCUUCGGGGGGGACACCACAGAGGAACUGUGUGUGCGCUGGAUGCAGCUGGGUGCCUUCUACCCCUUUAUGAGGAACCACAACGACAGGCCCAACGCUCCCCAGGAACCCUACGUGUUUGGGCAGAGAGCCCAGGCGGCAAUGCGGAGGGCCCUGAACCAGCGCUACUCCCUCCUUCCAUUCCUCUACACACUCUUCCAUCACGCACACACCUCCGCAGACACGGUGGCCCGGCCCCUCUUCCUGGAAUUCCCCAAUGACCCCAACUGCCAGACCAUAGACAGGCAGUUCCUGUGGGGGCCCUCGCUGCUUAUCAGCCCUGUGUUGGAGCCAGGGGUCGUUGAACUGGCCGCUUACCUGCCCGCAGGAACUUGGUACAGUCUGGAGGAUGGUCUGCCUUUCUACAGUAAGGGCCAGUACCUGCUCCUGCCAGCCCCGCUGGACACCAUCAACGUCCAUGUGAGAGAGGGACACGUCAUCCCACAGCAGGAGCCAGCCCUGACAACCAACGCCUCGCGCAGCAAUCCUUUCCUCCUCACGGUGGCACUGUCCCCGAGGGGCUGGGCCAGCGGGGACCUGUUCUGGGACGACGGGGACAGCAUGGACACCUUCCAUACCGGAGAGUACUGCUAUGUCCUCUUCAUCGCUGCUCAGUCCCAGGUUGUGGGUGACCCGGUCAGGCAGAACGGGGGUCUGAGCCGCCUGGUUCUGGGGGGCCUGAGGGUGUUCGGGGUGCCGUCACGGCCCGUAUCUGUGUGGGCCAACGGCCUGAGAGUCUUGGACUUCACCUAUCGCACAGACACCAAGGCGUUGAAGGUGAAGGGUUUGGCCCUGCCCAUGUCAGAGGUUUUCACAGUCCGGUGGGCUCUGUGAUUUCGGAAGAAGAAGCCGCUUCAUUCACACUACUUGUUCCCCCUCAUCAGCUUUCUUACCUGUUGGUUGUCCUAUGAAGCAAGCAGUCUAUCUCCAAAAUGUAAGGCAAAUGAAGUCAUUUGUUUUAACCCCAGAUCAUCACCCCAGUAAAGUAAUCAACAUGGUUGGAAUAACAUCUUUCGGUUUUUUCAUCCAAGCCAAGUGGAUAUUGCGAGAGAAUGAUUAUGACUGAAGUCAUUUGUAUAUAUCAUGUGUAUAAUUGUAUUUAUUUCAUCAAGUGAAUUCCCUUUAAAGGAGAAAUGUGUAAGAUUGCCUUUAGCUUUUUGUUGUUAACAUGUUCAGUGCACUGUGAAAUAUGCACUGUUUACCUCCCCUUCACAUAAACCCAUGGUAUCCAUGUAUCAAUGGACAUAAUCUGGUCUGUUUUAAAUAAUCGAAUUUUGAAGCUAUCAUCAUUAUUUAUCUUGGUCACUUUAUUAGCAAUGACUGUUUCUCACUGCUACACUGAAGAAAGUAACAUUUAGCGAUUGAUUUUCGAAUUUAAAUGUGCUUCUGUUUUUGUUUUUCACUGCAUUUCAAUAAAGGAUUUGUAAAUGUGGUCC